AUGUCUGACAUAGAUACGUCCGCUUUGAUCCCCCAGGGGGCGGCCUAUGGCCUCCUCAUUGGCCUCAGUGUGGUGUUUUGUGUUGUUGUUUUGGUUGCUGUCAAGAUGCAGAAAAAGUAUCUUUCUGAAGAUUCCGGAAAAUCGGAAAUGUUCAUGGUCGCCAAUCGCUCCGUAGGGAGAGGCUUGUGUGCAUCUGCAGUCUUCAGUUCCUGGAUGUGGAUCAACGAGACGGUGUUGUGCGCGGCUAUGACGUAUCGGUAUGGUCUUGCAGUGCCUCUGUGGUGGGGGUCUGGUCUAUGCUUCCAAAUUGCACUGAUGGCAGCACUCGGUGUUAUGGCCAAGAUUCGAGUCCCUUAUGCUCAUACAUCGCUCGAAGUAGUUCGGAUGCGCUAUGGCAAGAUUGGACAUCUCGUGUUUAUCGUGCUCAACCUCGUCAACAACGUUUUCGGCUGCGCCUCGAUGAUUAUGACGGGCUCUCAACUCAUCCAUGGUGUAUCUGGAAUGCACUAUGUAGCUGCCACUAUCCUCGUUCCCCUCGGAGUUGUUCUCUAUACAGCCGUGGGCGGCUUGAAGGCCACAUUCCUGACGGAUUUCUUGCAUACGGCCAUUGCACUCAUUCUGAUCAUUUAUUUUACGAUCAGUGUUUUGACAAACUCGGCGAUCGGUGGUCUGGGUGGUUUGUAUGAUAAAGUUACGGCAGUAGCUGCGGAUAAUUAUAUCCCCAGCAACUACCAAGGUUCCCUUCUUACAUUCAAGUCGAAGGAUGCAAUUAUCUGGGGUUUAAUUCUCAAGUUUGGAAACCUGGCACUUGUCGUUAUGGAUACCGCAUUUUGGCAAAAGUCCUUCGCGACCGAGGUCAAAGCGACAGUCCCAGGAUACAAUAUUGCCGCAUUGGCUGUUUUCGGUAUCCCCUGGGGUCUAGGCACAGUCGUCGGUUUGGCAACGAGGGCAAUCCACAAUACACCAAUCUUUCCAACAUACCCUGGCAUCCUCACUGCCACUGAAGUGAGCUCGGGCAUGGUGAUGCCAUACACCAUCAAAGCGCUCAUUGGAGACAAAGGAAUCAUUGCAUUCUUCUUCCUCUUGUUCAUGGCUUUGACAAGUACCGUUUCCUCCUCAAUGAUUGCUGUCAGUAGCAUCUUGUCAUAUGACAUCUAUAAGACAUAUCUCAACCCGAAAGCUACCGACAAGCAAAUUGUGGGAGUGAGCCACUUGACUGUCAUUAUCCACGGCGUCUUUAUCACCGGCAUUUCCAUCGCUCUCAACUAUGGAGGAGCAAACAUGACAUGGAUCGGGUACCUGAGACCCAUCAUCUCAUGUCCAGGAAUUAUCCCCAUGAUUCUCACUUUGUUCUGGUCUCGGCAGACCCGGUUAGCUGCAAUUGUUUCUCCUGUGCUUGGCUUCGCUUCAGGUCUUGCUGUCUGGUUGGCAGUAACGCACUAUAUGUAUGGCAGUAUCAACAUCACUACCACUACAAAUCCCUACCCAGCACUAUAUGCAGCCGUCACUUCCUUCUUUACGCCGGCUCUCUAUUCCGUUGUCCUGUCACUCUACAAGCCUUAUAAAUUCGACUGGAGAGUGUUCCUGCGAAUUGAGCUCGCAGAUCAAGAAGAAAUCCAGUCACCUUCAGACGCGAGCACAUUGAACCGGAGCAGCGAGGAAGACCACGCAAUUGAUUUGAAACAUCCCGCUGGAUCAGUCUCACCGGUUGUCAAUAGUCAGCCAGAGAGCAUCAACAACGACCCAGAGAAGAUUACUGGCGACAUCAGCGAAAAGGUUUCGACGAACAAAACUUCGUCUCCAUCCUCCGCACAAAUUAGCCUUGAUGAUAUUCGGCACCCAUUCGAUGACGAAACGUUGAAAGAGCUGUACAGAUGGCUCAAGAUCGCUUGGUACAUGUUCGGGGCUAUCGUGCUGAUCACGUUUGUUGCUUGGCCUCUUCCACUGUAUCGAGACUAUAUCUUCACGAGAUCAUUCUUUGCGGGGUGGGUAGUUGUCGCCAUUAUUUGGCAGUUCGCUGCUUUCGGGGCGGUUGUGAUUUUCCCACUUUAUGACGGGCGGAAGGAUAUUGUGAUCGGCGCGAGGGGUAUCUGGAAGUCUUACAAAGAGCUUUUCGGGAGGAACAAGAAAAAUCAAACGAGCUAG
This is a messenger RNA of Penicillium roqueforti, 2145 nucleotides long. RefSeq names its product sodium:solute symporter family protein. The coding region runs from base 1 to 2145 and encodes 714 amino acids. Lineage: Eukaryota; Fungi; Ascomycota; Eurotiomycetes; Eurotiales; Aspergillaceae. Gene Ontology annotation, molecular function: urea transmembrane transporter activity. The record is from RefSeq and is a predicted model, not a curated record. Gene Ontology annotation, cellular component: plasma membrane. Gene Ontology annotation, biological process: urea transmembrane transport. The transcript has 4 exons.